This is a messenger RNA of Melampsora larici-populina 98AG31, 2469 nucleotides long. RefSeq lists its product as uncharacterized. The record is from RefSeq and is a predicted model, not a curated record. The coding region runs from base 1 to 2469 and encodes 822 amino acids. Lineage: Eukaryota; Fungi; Basidiomycota; Pucciniomycetes; Pucciniales; Melampsoraceae. The transcript is spliced from 13 exons. Gene Ontology annotation, molecular function: phosphatidylinositol binding.
AUGGAGGAAGAUAUCAUUAAUCCAUUUGAUUUACAUGCUAUCAACAAAGCAUUAGUUUGUCUAGAAUUGCAACGAGAAUGGAAAGCUAUCUCAACAAUCGAUCAAGUUCAUCAACUCGGUAAUCCAUUUGGACCUCAUCGUUCUUUACCAAUAUCUCAUCCUUCAUCCACACCACCACGAAGAUCUCUAUUCACUCUAUUAUCUCGUAGCUCUCAAUCGAGUUUUCAAAGUACUCUCAGACGAAAGAAACUCGAUCGUUCAAGCUCAGUCAACAGCGAAAAUAACUCUGAGAUAUUUGAAUCACGUAAUGAGAAUCAGAUUCCAAUGCUAUCUUUCCUUUUCCAAAAAUUAGGAUAUCACUUUCCAGGUCUCAGUACGGCUUCAUCCGAAUGCUGGGACAACAUUCAAUACUUUUUUCAUGACUUUAACUCUCGAAACUUCUCCACAAGUCAAGAAAGACAAGAGCUAACGAAGAGAGCUAUCAUCUCGAUGGGUUAUACUCGUAUCUUAUCCACUUAUAUUGGUUCGAUUGUUUGUUUCAUGGAUCAGUUUCCAGAACCAGCUAGACCUGAUCAUCAAUUGAUGAAAUUGGUCGAUGAACUUUAUGCUCGUCUACCUUUGAAUGAUGCCUCAAUCCGUGCAGUUUAUGAAGAAAAACACGAUACUUUUCUGGUUCACCUUCCAACUACAUCAGUGUCUUAUGGACCAAUACCAAGCUCAGAACUAAUCCGAUUCCUACGACAAAGCUAUGCAAAAGAUUUAAACAUCACUCAGCUCAACUUUAUAGAUCAGAGUUUAGAGGAAAACAUUUCGGAUCCAAACCUAACAAGCUUCUUGGAAACUUAUCGGCUCCCAUCUCUCAGUGACGAAGCCAGCGCUCUGAUCAAUAGACAUCAAAAUGAAGCCCAAGAAGAAUGGGUCCGUGCCGGUCAACUUAUCACUCAGGCCAAGCAGGGUUAUCGAGAUUUUAUUCAUCGUUUAAUCUAUGAAGACGGCGAACUGGAUCGUACUUUCGAAAUGGUGGCUCAAUAUGAUUCCCUCGCAGCUCUCACCAAAGAGCAGAAACUAUACAGAAAUGCCGAAUUUUGGGCUUCGCUUUGGCUCGCAUCAGAACUACACUUUAUCUAUGUAACAGGACCCGCAGCUGAAGAAAUCCGCGCACUGGUGAUCAAGCUUGAUAGUUUGAUGCCAUAUGAGCUUAUAAAACAAGGACUCAAGAUUGUAAAUCCUGUACUUGCUAUCAAGAGUGUGGUGACCCUGCUUCUAGGACAACCAUUCGGAGGGUUAAGUUUAUUCCAACGAAUGGUACAAAUCGUGUUGAAGAAUCAGAUUAGUACUUUUGAUAAACAGAUUGAGGUAAUUCUUGAAGAGGAAGAAGAAAAAGAAACCGUCUUGGCUGCAUUCGAAGCCUUAAAAGAUUAUGUUUACAUCUCGGGUCGGGAGAAACGGGGUGUGUGGGAUGAAUUGGAAACGAAGAAUGAAGAUAUUGUGAUGAGUAUCUUGUCACGAGCCGAUGACCGAUUAACAGUUUCACAACUUGAAACAAUAAGUUCAGGACGAGAAAAUUACUACAAAGAUCUCGAUACAGUUGGAUCAAGGAUAUUCCGUAAAUGCAGUCAAAUCUUGCGCUUGAUCAUUAGUUCAUUAACCUUGAAGCGUGAUCGAGAACACAUCAUUGAGAUGGUAUUGGAGCCGAACAACUAUAUAAUCCGGACUAUCAAGAUCUUUUUAGAUAUUUACUAUCCUACAAUCUAUCGAGUUGCAGCAGUCACUGAUCUUUCUCGGCGAUUCUCGGAUACGGAAGCGUUUAUCAAAGAUUUGAUUGAAUUGUUGAAACGGGGCUCAGUUCGGGUAGCUGAUAUGAUUGAUCUCUUGGAUAAACAUAAAGAAUCAUAUUGGCGAUUUAUUCAUGAGAUCGUUGGGCAUGAUGAUUUGUGUAAAUCAUUAAAGGAAUGGUUUCAGAAAAUCUUAAAUUUGAUCAAAGAAGGCAACCGAUCACCAAACUUUGAUUUCAAUCAUCUAGAAUCAAAUGAGCCACCGAAACUAAAAAGUUUGUUGACUGAAAUCAUUGAAAGUUCAUCUACAAGUAGGGAAGAGAUUUUGAAAGAAGCACGUUCGAUUGCUGAGUAUGAUCGAUGUGUAAAAGCGAUUGGAGAAUUACAAUCGAGAAUCGAUAUUUUAGGAUCACAAAGAUGUGAUGCUAAAAUCCAUCAAGAUUAUAGAUCAGCGUGUCAAGAAUUAAGUGAACUGGAUCCAAUCAUCAAACAACGGGUUCGGGUUGAAGAGAGAAAGGAUAUGUUAAGUUGGGCAUGGUGGGUACGAGAAGAGGAAUGGGUAGGUAGAUUAGGCAUUCAUCAGACUUUAAAUGGAAUGGAAUCGAAAGAUGAUCAAGAAAUCAUAAUCGAUCCUCCGGUCUUGUUGGUUAUUCCGAAUUUAAUUGAACAAUAUGUGAAACGAGUUUGGAAUUGA